GCGCGAGGCCACCGCCAUCCGAACCGUGUCCGCGCCGCCGUGCACCCGCCCGUCCCGGUUCCGAAGUGCCCACCGCCCGCCCUCCGCGCUCCCGCGCUUCGUUCCGCCAGGCCGCGCCCAGCUGGAAUGCAGAGAUCGCCGCCCGGCUACGGCGCACAGGACGACCCGCCAGCCCGCCGCGACUGUGCGUGGGUCCCGGGCCCCGGGGCCGCCGCUGAGCUGCGCGGCCUCCCCGCGGUCCCCGCGGUCCCCGCAGCGCCCGCCUCGCCGUCCAGCCCGCCGCGCAGCCCGCCGCGCAGCCCCGAGCCGGGGCGCUAUGGCCCCAGCCCAGCGGGCCGCGGGGAGCGCCAGGCGGCCGACGAGUCGCGCGUCCGGCGGCCCAUGAAUGCCUUCAUGGUGUGGGCGAAGGACGAGCGCAAGCGGCUGGCGCAGCAGAACCCCGACCUGCACAACGCGGUGCUCAGCAAGAUGCUGGGCAAGGCGUGGAAGGAGCUGAGCACCGCGGAGAAGAGGCCCUUCGUGGAGGAGGCGGAGAGGCUGCGCGUGCAGCACCUGCGCGACCACCCCAAUUACAAGUACCGCCCGCGCCGCAAGAAGCAGGCGCGCAAGGCCCGGCGGCUGGAGCCCGGCCUGCUGCUCCAAGGCUUGGCGCCCCCGCCGCCCGAGCCUUUCCCUGCGGCGCCCGGCCCUGCCCGUGCCUUCCGCGAGCUGCCCACGCUGGGCGCGGAGUUUGACGGCCUGGGGCUGCCCACGCCCGAGCGCUCGCCGCUGGACGGCCUGGAACCCGGCGAGGCUGCCUUCUUCCCGCCGCCCGCGGCGCCCGAGGACUGCGCGCUGCGGCCCUUCCGCGCGCCCUAUGCCGCCGCCGAGUUGCCCCGAGACCCCGGAGGCUGCUACGGAGCACCCUUGGCCGAGGCCCUCAGGACCGCGCCUGCCCCCGCCGCGCCGCUCUCCGGCCUCUACUACAGUGCCCUGGGCGCGCCCGGCCCGGGCCCGUAUCCCGGCCCGCUGUCGCCGCCGCCCGAGGCCCCGCCGCUGGAGGGCGCCGAGCCGCUGGGGCCCGCCGCCGACUUCUGGGCCGAUGUGGACCUCACGGAGUUCGACCAGUACCUCAACUGCGGUCGGACUCGGCCCGACGCCGCCGGGCUUCCGUACCACGUGGCGCUGGCCAAGCUGGGCCCGCGCGCCAUGUCCUGCCCGGAGGAGAGCAGCCUGAUCGCCGCGCUGUCCGACGCCAGCAGCGCUGUGUACUACAGCGCGUGCAUCUCCGGUUAGGCCGCCGCGCCGUCCGCCCGCGCUUCGCAGCCGCAUCGCUGUGCCUCGCUGCUCUGUCGCUGUCUCAAGUGUAUGUUGCGGCCCCUUGUAACAGUCCGGUAGGAACCUCGACGCUCACGCUCGGCCCCCGGCCCGCGGGCUCCCUGCAAGGGUGGUCCCCACGCGUCCCGGGCUUUUCCGGGAAGCCCAGGCCUGGGACCUGUUCGCGAGCCUGCCAGGGCUACAUUUUUGAAGCGCCUAAUCGUAACCCUGCUCCUGCAGUGCACUUCCUAGAAGCAGGCUGUAUUUUUUACUUUGCCUUUUUUAUAUACAUAAUACAACAUAUUUAAUUUUUAAUUAAACUUGCAAACAUUUUCUUCCAAGGGAUUUCAGUGAUCAAAAGCAUCAAUGUAGCAAGGGCUUUUUAAACAUGAGGAAUAACAAUGUCUCUUUACUGUAAAGGAGAACCCUGGAGUCCGGUCCCCCUGGGCCAGGCCAGGCCCCAAUAAAGCACCUCACC
Rhinolophus ferrumequinum (greater horseshoe bat) is the source of this 1774-nucleotide messenger RNA. It is a transcript of the gene SOX18, whose product is annotated as SRY-box transcription factor 18. The record is from RefSeq and is a predicted model, not a curated record. NCBI's taxonomy places the organism in Eukaryota, Metazoa, Chordata, Mammalia, Chiroptera, Rhinolophidae. Gene Ontology annotation, molecular function: DNA-binding transcription factor activity, RNA polymerase II-specific; RNA polymerase II cis-regulatory region sequence-specific DNA binding. The transcript is spliced from 2 exons. The coding region runs from base 127 to 1275 and encodes 382 amino acids. Gene Ontology annotation, biological process: angiogenesis; lymphangiogenesis; positive regulation of transcription by RNA polymerase II.